GCCCGUUCAAUUCUUGUUGGUUUGAUUAUUCGUAGUUUUGAAAACAACUUCAACAUGAAGUUCAAAAUUUAUUCUACAAAAGAAGCUAAAUCCAGGGAAGCAAUUUCCGCCUUAGGCUGGUGCAAUAACGAAGAAAUCUACAGCUGCAGCGAUGAUAAUCAGCUAUUUCGCUGGACAUCUACGAACAGGGAAUUCAUGCAAGUGGCGAAGCUACCGGACGAUUUUAGCCCAACCGACUUGCACUGGUUGCUACCGAAGGGGGCUGCGGUUACCAGUUCCGGUGGCGCCGGUUCCAAAGGAAGUGAUACAUUAUUGGUUUGUAGCGCGGACGGGCGAUUCAUUAUACUCAAUAAAAGUGCCCGAGUCGAAAGGAACGUCUCUGCGCAUAAUGCGACCAUUGUCUCCGGAAGAUGGAGUCCCGAUGGAACAGGAUUGCUGACCGCCGGUGAAGACGGUAUAAUUAAAAUUUGGUCACGAUCUGGAAUGCUUCGAUCGACGGUUGUACAGCACGAGGGUCAAAUUCGUUGCGCCCGAUGGGCCCCGAAUGCCACUGCUAUCGUUUACUGCCAGGGACCGUUUGUGGCGAUCAAACCACUGGCUGCCAACAGCAAGUUGACCAAAUGGCGAGCGCAUGACGGUUUGGUACUAUGCAUUGCUUGGUCUAAUAACACGGAUAUGGUGGCGUCGGGUGGUGAAGAUUGUCGGUACAAAAUUUGGGACACCCAAGGAGCCAACAUCUACACGAGUGUCUGCGAUGACUAUGCUAUUACUUCGUUGGACUUCAGUCCAGAUGGAGAGUUACUCGCGGUGGGAGGAUUCAACAUGCUGAAACUGUGUCACUAUUCUGGGUGGAACCACAGUAUUAACCGUUUCAAUCAAGAAACGGUUGGGUCGAUGUUCAACAUCACAUGGUCGGCGGAUGGAACCCAAAUAACGGCCGGUACCAGUACCGGAAUCAUUCUGUUUGGACACAUAAUCGAACGUGAGCUACGUAAUCGUAAUCUGAAGGCAACUACGACCGGCCGGAAAACGAUCACCCUGCACGAUAUCGUUGCAAGAACGAAAGAUACUCUGGAUUUUUCUGAACGGGUCAUUAAAUGGGAGCUGGGCUAUGGCCACUUGGUAGUAGCGACCGCUCAUCAAGUUCAUAUAUUCAACGAGAACUACAUCAACACUCCAAUCAUUAUCGAUGGACGCACAGAGAUAAAGAUUAUUGUUCUAGGGAAAAAGAAUUUCCUAUUGGUGGAUAACACUUCAAUAUGGAUCUACACCUACACAGGAAGAUUACACCUAAAUCCUCGCUUUCCGGCAUCACAAUCCCAAAUACCCCACCUCAAUAGUCGUUGUAUAUCCUUAGGGUUAGACACGUUGGCCAUCCGGGACUAUUCAGAUCAGUCAGUCAUUCAUGUAUUUGACCUUUUGCCAAGCGCAAGCCGACAAGAAGAGCCCUAUACAGUGCAAAGCAAGUCACCACUGGUGGAAAUUGCUGUAUGUAGAUUCGGUAAUCCCGAAGAUCAGUAUCUCGUGUUCAUCGACGUUAACCGGGACCUCUUUAUCACAAGCGUCCGCAGCGCGCCAGAUUAUACCAUCCACAAAAUUGGGACUCAGGUUUGCACCGUCAUGUGGUCCAGUGACACUAAUAUUCUCGUUGGCUUACACGAUUCCUGUUACAGUGUGUGGUACUGCCCAGGGGAAGCUUGUACCGAUCCAACGUUGAUUGCUUUAACUACUUUCACGUUCGACACCAGCGAGUUUGGCAAAAACAUAACGCUGGAGAAUUUCGAAGGUGCAAAUGUUACAUUUCGGAGUUCUGGCGCAAUAUUCACCGUUUCGGUGAAGGCGUAUUGCGUGAUACUGCAGAAGCUGUUCGCUGAUAACUCAUGGGAGCGAGCUCUGAAGUUGUGCCGAUUGGUUCAAAAUCAAAUCCUGUGGGCAACGUUGGCAGCGAUGGCAUCGAAACGAAAUCAGCUGGAGAUUAGCGAGGAAGCAUUUUCUGCAGCGUUACAAAUCGACAAAGUCAACUAUUUGGCGUUUAUGAAGGACUUGGACCAAUCCAGUCCGGAACAGAUGGCAGAAAAUUCGAUCAUGAAUGGAAGAAUACAAGAAGCGGAAAUCAUAUUGCUACACAACAAAAAGAUUCACGAGGCAAUACUGUUUUGUUUGAGAAUGCAUCGCUGGAGUCGUGCCAUCGAAAUCGCCAGGAAACAUGAGUCCGACAUAGAAUUGGUCCUGAGAGAGCGGAAGAAAUAUCUGCAAGCGCUUGGGCGAGAGGAAUACGAUCCUAGUUAUUUACAAUUGUAAAAUAUUUGACCAACAGUAAUCUUUUAGAAAUAGUCAAAACAAUUCAACUCAUCAGCGAACUGGAAAGAGACCUCCUAUAAACGCGACCCAAAUAAAAACUUAUU
Messenger RNA from Armigeres subalbatus, 2405 nucleotides. It is a transcript of the gene Oseg5, whose product is annotated as intraflagellar transport protein 80 homolog. The record is from RefSeq and is a predicted model, not a curated record. Lineage: Eukaryota; Metazoa; Arthropoda; Insecta; Diptera; Culicidae. Gene Ontology annotation, molecular function: protein binding. The transcript has 3 exons. Bases 55 to 2301 code for a protein of 748 amino acids. Gene Ontology annotation, cellular component: centrosome; cilium; intraciliary transport particle B. Gene Ontology annotation, biological process: cilium assembly.